Molecule: messenger RNA, 1008 nt
Organism: Ctenocephalides felis (cat flea)
Lineage: Eukaryota; Metazoa; Arthropoda; Insecta; Siphonaptera; Pulicidae
Exons: 7
Coding region: 373-927 (184 amino acids)
Source: RefSeq, a predicted model, not a curated record
CGUUCAUUUGACAUUUGAUAUUUCCGCAAAAAACAGUGCUCGAUCUUGGUGAUAAUUGUAACAGUGAAUCGUAUUUUAAUAGGUUAAUUGUGUAACGAUGUCGAUUUGUUUGAGAAAUCUCUAUCGUAAAUUGUGCAAUGGGGCAUAUUCGGUCACUGUUAGGAGCCAGACGACGCAGGUCGAGAAUAAAUUGAAAUUGAAUCGACACAACGCUGUUUAUAACCUCAAACAGAUUCAACCAGUGUUAAGCAAAAAUGAAGAAACAAAAGAAUCGUCAUCGGCUACAACAAAAAACGAUAUAUACACGAUUAUUUUCUUUCCAACAAUAGACUAAUCAAAGAAAAUGCCUGCUUACUAGUCGACAAACCACAAAUGCAACAAGAGGCUGUCCGAGGUGGAUCCCAACAAAAUAUUCCUCCACCAGAAAUGCCUCCAAACGAGGGACUGGAAAAAGUAUUUGAAACAUUGCGCAGGACCUUACCUACAUUAUUCAUACAACCCAUGGACUAUUCUAUUUACAAUCCAAAUUUAAUAUUUGAAAAUAAUAUAACGGGAAAGAGGACUGUAGGCUUAUAUCAUUACGUAAAACAAAUUGCAUUAUUGAGAACUGUUGGUCAUCUUAAAUAUGCCUAUGUUAAAUUCGAAGUGUUGAAAAUCACAUUACACAAAGAAGAUAACACUGUUCGAGUCCGGUGGUCGGUUAGAGGAAUUUCUGGUCUAAAGGUCAUGUUCACAUUUUGGAGGUAUAAACUGUGGAAAAUGCAGGAAAUAUUUAAAGAUCAAGAAGCGUGGUACGAUGGAUUUUCUAUAUUUUAUGUAGGAGAAGAUGGCUUGAUAUACAAGCAUAUAGCUGAUAAGGUGAUGCCAGAUGAGCAGAAAGAGAUCGCAGGAAAGCAGCCGCCCCCAGCAGUAGCAGCACCCAUAUAAUAAACGAAUUAUAGAUAUUUUUAUUAAUUGUUUAAUUUAAAAAUGUAAAUGUUUAAUUUAUAUUAUUUUAGUUUAGGAGUG